Molecule: messenger RNA, 2222 nt
Organism: Gossypium raimondii (Peruvian cotton)
Lineage: Eukaryota; Viridiplantae; Streptophyta; Magnoliopsida; Malvales; Malvaceae
Product: transcription termination factor MTEF18, mitochondrial
Exons: 1
Coding region: 115-1809 (564 amino acids)
Biological process (GO): chloroplast organization; regulation of DNA-templated transcription
Cellular component (GO): chloroplast
Molecular function (GO): double-stranded DNA binding
Source: RefSeq, a predicted model, not a curated record
AGGAGCUAUAAGCAAAAAAAAAAAAAACACGGUCAGACAGAUUCCACCUGCGAUGUAUGAAGAAACAAAGCUCAAAAUCCCCAACAUAAACCCUAAACCCAUUACUGCCGUCAGAUGAAUUUUUUCCCCAAGUUGAUCUUCUCUCAUUUUUCUCGCCAUUUUGCUACGCUUUCCAAACUCCCAAACAACUUCACCAAAAUUCCUUCCAAGUAUCGACCCCAAGCCAUUCGAGAUGCCCAACAAGCUCUCACGGAUUACCUCCACUGUACCCGUUACAUCCCUUUCGUCUACGCCGAGCACAUUGCUAAAAACUCCUUCUUUUCCCUCUCUUCUCUCAUCUCCGGCAUUAAUUUCUCCACCACGAGCUUCAAUCGAAACGUCCUCAGAUUCCUCAGGUACCAUCCCAUUAACGAGUAUGAGUUUUUCUUCGAAAGUAUAGGCAUUGAUUAUGAGGAAGUUGGUGGCCUAUUGCCGUCCAAGAAGUUCUUCUUUUCUGAAGAUGAGACGGUUCUGGAGGCUGCUUGUGCGCUUUCUGGAUUUGGGUUUCCUUGGAACAAAUUGGGCAAGCUUUAUAAAGAGGAAAUCUUGAUUUUUAAGGCAAGUUCUAAGGAAUUAAAAGCUAGGCUUUUUAAGAUUAAGGAAUGUGGGUUUAGUAAUAUUCCUGUUAUUGGUAUUUGUUUGGCUUUUCCUUACGUGUUGCGUGGUGGUGGGGUGAAUGAAUUGGGUGGUGAAAUUGUUGCUUUGUUGAAUGAUUUGAAAAGGGUCUUUUUGGAUUUUGAUUUGGGGAAUCAUGUUGAAGAUAAUGUUGAUGCUUGGUAUGAAAUUUGUAGGAAAAUUAGGGUUUUUUAUGAUCUGGGUUGUGAGAAAGGGAAAAUAGGUGAGCUGAUUGGUAGAAAUAAGAACCUUUUUCUUCAGUAUCCAGAAGAGGUUCUGGUUAGUAAGAUCGAAUACUUUUCUCGGUUUUUGGUUCCGAAGGAAGAUAUCGGUAUGUUGAUCCUUCGAAAUCCCGAGAUAUUGGAUUCCGAUUUGGAAACACCAAUGAUUUCAGUGAUGGGAAUGUUGAAACAUUUCGGAUUGAGUGUUGAGAAAAGGGAUUCCGUUGCUAAAGAGUACCCUUAUGUGUUAGGUAGGAAUAAAAUGACUAAUUUGCCUAAUGUAAUGAGAGCUUUGAAUCUACACGAGUGGUUGUUCGAUAGGAUUAAGAAUGGAAAUCAUCAGUUGCUUGCUAAUUACACCCUUAACAAUGACGAAGACUUGGAUAAAGGUUUUCGAGAUAGUUUCGAGAAAAUUCAGUUUUCAAGAACCCCUGUCCAUACAAUGGAAAAGUUAAUGUUUUUACAUAGGGUUGGGUUUGGAGAGAAUUCUUUGACCAUGAAGGUCUUAGCUCAUGUUCAUGGAACUGGUAGUGAGUUGCAAGAAAGAUUCGAUAGUCUUCUCGGUUUGGGGUUUGAGUUCUCGAAACUUUGUAGGAUAGUACAUAUGACACCGAAGGUGUUAAACCAGCACCCCGAAACGGUGGAGCGGAAGGUGAAUUUCCUUUGCCAUGAAAUGGGUGUUUCUUUGGACUACCUUGAUAUAUUCCCAGCAUUUCUUUGUUUCAACUUAGAGAAACGGAUUAAGCCAAGGUAUAGGUUCCACAAGUGGCUUACGGAGAACGGUUUGUGUACUCGAAACUACUCCAUUGCAAGCAUAGUUGCAACCGGUGAAAAGAGUUUCAUUGCUCGACUUGGUCGAAUUCAUCCCGAUGCUCUGAACGAAUGGUUCGAGAAUUUUUCCUACAAGGAAUCCAAUAAUAGUAUCCAAGACUAAUGAAAUUGGCUAGCUUUCAAAUAUGAUUUUUGGAUUGUUGAUAUCUAAUCUUCAAGUAUACAGUAUGUUGUUCCAUAUACAUGUUCGGUGCAUAUCCGGAUAGAGCUACGGGAAUAUGAUCCUUCGAAGAUCUUUGAAGUACAUGAAAAUGUUGAAAAAUUUGAAGAUUAUCCGUGUUCGACCUUCGUACUCGAGUCCAUUUAGGUAUAUAGAUUUACUCAUUACCGAUUUCUCAAUUGGCAUUUGCCCUUUCUGUCGAAGGCCCCUGUUGCUUGCCUCCACACCCCAUUGCAUAUGGAGGAUAUUUUUAAAUAUUGGUUAAAAUAUGGCAUCAGUCACUGUACUAUUCCCAUAUUUGGAAUUUAGUCCUUGCACUUUUAUUUUCAGGAAUUUAUUUCAAAAUUUAGAUCCAA